AUGAACAAUCCCCACAUCUCCACAAUCUCUUCACCAUCAUCAAAUGCAACAGAAAUAGAAGAAGAACCAGUCAAGCUCCUAUACUCAAAAUCUAAGGUAUAUGUUCAUCCUUCGAGCAAUACGGUAGACUUUAUACCAGGAUUUAUGUCGAUUGUUGAGAAGUCAGUUGGAAAUUAUCUCGUAGCUUGGACACCAGAAGCCUUGAUUCCGACAAAAGACAUAGAAGCUUUUGUACAAGUGGAUGUCAAUCCAGACAAUGCAGAGGAGAUAGAUGGGCGUACAAACAACUUACCAAUUUAUAUAGCGUCCGUUAUGGUCUCUUUAGAAUCAGAAGGGUGCAAACUAUACGCCAUAUCUACGCCUGUGGAUGCCAUCCAUUCCUUCCUGAUUAAGCCUCCUUCUUUUUCAAAAUGGUAUGGGAACAUCACCAUCAAUUUCAAAGAUGGCCAUAGUUCCGCACCUCUAUGGUUCCAUGACGAUGAAAGCAAAAGUACCACACUUCAGAAAAAUACACAAGGGGGUAAAUUCACCUCGGACAGCGAUACCCAGACUCGUUGGGGUGGCGAUGAGUUUCUUGCGCGGUUAGGACAAUUGAUUCAUAUCACUAGAUCACCUGACAAUGAGAGUUUAUAUAUAGUAAAGAGCAACAGUAGCAGAACUUCAGCAUCAAAAGUCGUCGAAAAUAGCAAACGAGAACCCACCUUAUUUGAAUCAACCCAGAUGGAUCCAUUUGUUGCUACAGUGAAAGAAGCCAGGUGGAACAUACUAGAGAAACUGUCCCGAGUUACCAAAUUUUCCCGCGAUACAGCACUUAGUCUACUAAGCAGCCCUGCAUCUAGACCAUUCGUACCUCUUUUGCCACACAGCGUUCAAGAAUUAUGUAGUAAUGAAACUGUAAAGAGAACUAUUGAUGAUUAUGAUUCAGCUCGUAUCUUCCUGGCGAAAUGGGCAGCUGGGCUAGCAGCGCAAUCAGAAAAUUCAGCUCCUCGUGACAGGAAGUAUCGGCAUGUCGGCGUAUGGGGGCAUGAUGGUGGUGAGGAAGAUACUGCUUUGGGUGUUUUCGAGAUCUUAAAUUCAGAAAAUGACUUUUCUAUUCCAACACAUACCAGGAGAGAGCCUGUUGGUGAAGCUGAAUGGGAGACCUGCUUUGAUACAGAUGGAAAACUGACGGUAGAAGAAUCAACAAUAAAAAAAAUGAUAUUUUGUGGAGGUUUGAGUCCAGCCAUCCGCAGAGAAGCUUGGCUGUUUUUAACAGGUGUCUAUGCCUGGAAUUCAACUGCUGCUGAGCGAAAUUGUUCGAAAGAACAAAAAAGAGAUGAUUAUCAGGCUUUGAAGAGUAAGUGGAGUGAAGAUACAGAGUAUCGGAAAACAGAUUAUUUCAAAGAUCAAAAGCACAGAAUAGAUAAAGAUAUUCACCGCACAGAUAGAAGUCUUGCGAUUUAUGCAAAUGAAACAAUGCCGAAUCCAGAUAUUGUUAUGAACGUUGGAACGAACGAACAUUUGGAAACUUUGAAGGAUAUUUUAUGCACCUAUAACGUGUACAAUACUAACCUUGGUUACGUACAAGGCAUGUCCGACCUACUAUCUCCAAUUUAUGUUGUUAUUCGCGACGAAGCGUUGAGUUUUUGGGCAUUUGCUGGUUUUAUGGAUCGUAUGAAGUCCAACUUUUAUAAGGACCAGUCCGGCAUGCAUAAGCAACUGCUAACGAUGGAUUUAUUGCUACAAUUCAUGGAUCCUUCUCUCUACAAGCAUCUGCAAAAGACUGACAGUGUCAACUUUUUCUUCUGUUUCCGUUGGAUGCUGGUUUGGUUCAAACGCGAGUUCAAAUGGGAUGAUAUGUUGGUUUUAUGGGAAGUGCUCUGGACAGAUUAUUUGACUUCCAAGUUCCAUCUUUUUGUUGCCUUAUCUAUUUUGGAUCAGCACCGCGACGUUAUCAUCGAGUAUUUGACAAAUUUUGACGAAGUUUUAAAGUAUAUCAAUGACCUAUCACUGACGAUCAACCUUGAGGAAACACUGCAACGUGCUGAAAUUUUGUAUUAUCAAUUCAAACAGCGUGUUGAAGCUGUGGAUUGUAAGCGAGAGCAAUUGAAGGAGAAACUCUCUAAUAAAUCAACAGCAGUAACAGAAGACGAACGAGAGUUAACGAGGGACGAUUUGGCAAAACUACCAGUCAUCAACGAACUUUUACGCGAAAUUUUGUCUUCUUCUUUUACAGAGACUGAAAAUUCUAUAUAA
This is a messenger RNA of Mycotypha africana, 2235 nucleotides long. RefSeq names its product rab-GTPase-TBC domain-containing protein. The transcript has 10 exons. The coding region runs from base 1 to 2235 and encodes 744 amino acids. Gene Ontology annotation, biological process: activation of GTPase activity. The record is from RefSeq and is a predicted model, not a curated record. NCBI's taxonomy places the organism in Eukaryota, Fungi, Mucoromycota, Mucoromycetes, Mucorales, Mycotyphaceae. Gene Ontology annotation, molecular function: GTPase activator activity.